AUGGAAAAUUCUGGUGUUUGCACAAGCAAAAAGAGACAUCCAAGACGUCGAGUUGCGGAUAAUAUCAGCAGGUCACCAGCGUCUUCAUCAGGCAAUCCAAAUGCAGAUUCUCCAGCGACAAAGCUUUUAGCUGCAUUGAGUAGAGCUCAGGGAAAAUCUGCUCCGGAUACACUGUUAUGUCCGACAAAGCAUGGUGCCCAUGGUCCGAGACCAAAAAUAGACCCAAUCAUUUCGAAAUUAAAGCCGGAAUCUAAAAGAAAAGGAGGUCUACAGAAUCAAAAUGUCCCCUUGUUAAUAACCCACGCGGAUGAGGGCAUGAGCAGUGUAGGGUCACGAAUGAGCCGAAAUCAAGGAACCACUGAGGAAGUGGGUCCAUCUACUUCUACCCCAAGGAGAUUACGUGAAAGCAGUCAUACUCAAGUUAAUCCUGUUGUUGAAUCGUAUUCACUAUGGUCGGUCAGUCCAACGAAGAGCACCCAGAAUGCGCCUCGAAUACCACAUGAGGUUCUGCAGGAUCUAACGUUCCGCUUUCUGGCAAAUAUUCCUGAUGAGGAGAAAUCAGACAAAGUUCGCAUGUGUUUCCAAGUUGAACUGGCUCACUGGUUCUAUGUUGAUUUCUACUGCAAACAAGAGGCUCGAAAAGACUGUGCUCAGAUGGGCAUGAGGGAAUUUGCUAGGCAAAUUUUUAAACACUGUGAUGAGCUUGCACCGUAUGCUGCACAUGUUGACCAAGUGAUCGACGAGUGGCGGUGGUAUAAGUCAACCGUUCCCACGUACGGAGCAAUCCUUCUCGACGAAUCUCUAAACCACGUACUACUUGUGCAAGGUUUCUACGCAAGCAAAAACAGUUGGGGUUUCCCCAAAGGAAAGGUUAACGAAGGAGAGGAACCACGGAGCUGCGCUAUACGUGAAGUGUUCGAAGAAACGGGUUUUAAUUUUGGUGACCAUCGCCCUCGCGGCGGUGAAAAGAAACUUCAAAAGUUCGUAAAUGAAACAAUGGUUCGGUUGUACAUUGUUACUGAUGUUCCUACGGAUUUCCCUUUUGCCCCACAGACGAGAAAUGAAAUCAGGAAGAUCCAAUGGUUCAAUGUUUGGGACCUUCCAACUGAUCGCAGUGAUCAGUUCCAUCGGCUGGGAAUUCUUUCAAAUCAUAACUUUUAUACUGUGAUGCCGUUCGUGCAGGAUCUUCAGAAAUAUAUAGUAAAAGAGCAAGAACGACGAGCUGUUGCCGUUGCUGAGCGUCAGAGACUUCGUGACUCUAAACCUUUGCCGUUAUCCGCAGUGGGGGAUUCGCAUACAAAAGACAUAUCAGCAGUUAUGGACGCUUUGCUCUCAUCGUCGGUUUUCCCAAGUAUGCAAGGGUCUGCUAAUGCGUAUAACACCAAACCUAAUACGGGUAUGCAGCUCCCAGCAGUUCCGUCACUUGCAGAAGCCGUACCAUCUGCCUCAACCAAUGCUCCAAGUUUGGCAUCGCAAAUGGCUACUUUUAGCUCUCGCGAGUCGCUCCUUGAUCGGACUAAUUCGAGAUUCGCAUCCAGUUCUUCUGGUGUUGCUCAGAACUUGCCCUACACAAGUCAUUUCCGCCCGCUUGAUAACAGCCCUACACGAAAGAACGUUCUUAAUGUGCUUGCCGGAUCCCUUUCUAAAGUUUCUCGUGGCUCAGCAGAAAAGGCUGCUCCUCAAAUUGCUCAUCCAAUUGCGAUUCCAGCACAACAGGGUACACCACCAUUUGUGAAUCACCCAGUCUAUGAAGCUCCAAAAGAAAAAUCGGCUAGGAUCAGUCUCAGCGAGACAUCGGCCUUCACAGCUUUCAAAUCUCCAUCAACGAGUUCAUCUGCCGACAUAGCUGCUGGAAACACACAGAAAAUAGAAAUGGAGUUGCACAAAUUGCUUUGUGGUUCAUCAGACGUAAGUGAUGCGACAGGUGGCGCUCAUGCUGCAGAGGAAAAAACCCCCACUGCUUUUCUGGAUAGCUUGAGUCCUGCCACGGAUAUGGGGUCAGAGUAUGGCUACUUUUCGGGUUUACCCUGCGAUGUGAAUCACACUGGAGUAGGGUACGUGCUUCCAUAUUCACGGGCGGAUGGAUUCAUUGUACAACUUUGCGAUGCUUGGAAGGAUUUUAAGCUCGACAGAACUGCGAUAUUUGCUGGACUUCCUGGCUUUGAAACAGCACGCUAG
This is a messenger RNA of Necator americanus (New World hookworm), 2178 nucleotides long. RefSeq lists its product as uncharacterized. Gene Ontology annotation, cellular component: P-body; cytoplasm. The transcript has 17 exons. Lineage: Eukaryota; Metazoa; Nematoda; Chromadorea; Rhabditida; Ancylostomatidae. Gene Ontology annotation, biological process: deadenylation-dependent decapping of nuclear-transcribed mRNA; nuclear-transcribed mRNA catabolic process, nonsense-mediated decay. The coding region runs from base 1 to 2178 and encodes 725 amino acids. Gene Ontology annotation, molecular function: RNA binding; 5'-(N(7)-methylguanosine 5'-triphospho)-[mRNA] hydrolase activity; manganese ion binding. The record is from RefSeq and is a predicted model, not a curated record.